Mauremys reevesii (Reeves's turtle) is the source of this 948-nucleotide messenger RNA. RefSeq names its product olfactory receptor 52N2-like. Gene Ontology annotation, biological process: G protein-coupled receptor signaling pathway. The record is from RefSeq and is a predicted model, not a curated record. The coding region runs from base 1 to 948 and encodes 315 amino acids. Gene Ontology annotation, molecular function: G protein-coupled receptor activity; olfactory receptor activity. The transcript has a single exon. Gene Ontology annotation, cellular component: membrane. Lineage: Eukaryota; Metazoa; Chordata; Testudines; Geoemydidae.
AUGUCAGAUUCCAACACAACCGACUUCACCAACCCCUCCACCUUCAUCCUGCUGGGCAUUCCUGGCCUGGAGGCAGCUCAUAUCUGGAUCUCGAUCCCCUUCUGCACCAUGUACGCCAUAGCCAUCUUGGGGAACUUCACCAUCCUUUUCAUUGUGAAGAGGGAGCCAAGCCUCCAUGUGCCCAUGUACUAUUUCCUCUGCAUGCUGGCCAUCACCGACCUGGUUCUGUCUACAUCCUCUAUGCCCAAAAUGCUGAGCAUCUUCUGGUUCAAUUCAAGGGAGAUCGAUUUCAGUGCCUGCCUCACUCAGAUGUAUUUCAUUCACUGCUUCUCAGCGAUGGAGUCUGGAAUCCUCGUGGCCAUGGCUUUGGAUCGCUACGUGGCCAUCUGCCAUCCCCUGAGACAUUCCACUAUCCUGACAAACCCUGUGGUGGCCAAGAUCGGCCUGGCCGUGGUGCUGCGUGGCAUCAUGCUAAUACUGCCCUAUCCCUUCUUGGUGAGGCAUUGGACAUAUUGCAGAACUAACAUCAUCCCCCACUCGUACUGUGAGCACAUGGCUGUGGUUCAACUGGCCUGUGCUGACAUCCGUGUCAGUAGUUACUAUGGCCUCUUUGUGAUAUUCUUGUUGACUGCUCUGGAUGUGUUUUCUAUUGCUGUGUCCUAUACCCAGAUCCUCAGGGCCAUCUUUAGCAUCCCCACAAAGGACGCCCAGCUCAAGACCUUUGGGACCUGCAGCUCCCACCUCUGUGUCAUCUUAACCUCUUACAUCCCAGGUCUCUUCUCCUUCUUCACACACCGGUUUGGCCACAAUGUGCCCCUGCAUUUCCACAUUCUCAUAGCCAACGUGUACCUCCUGCUGCCCCCCAUGUUAAACCCCAUCAUCUAUGGGGUGAGGACCAAACAGAUAUGGAACAGGGUGCUAAGGCUCUUUACUCAUCAAGGGACGUAA